AUGAGAGAUUUCCUGCUACUUUUCACUAUAUUUGCAACAUCGUAUUGCAAGCCGGACUUCGUGUACCAACAUGAAACCAAAACUUCAUCACAACAACGUUCCUUCACUGUCGACUACGUGAAUGGAGUUUUUCGAAUGGACGACAAACCGUUCACAUAUUAUUCGGGCUCAAUUCACUACUUCCGGAUUCACGAAAAGCGAUGGAGCCAGCGUCUGAGACAGCUACGAGACCUAGGACUGAACGCAAUUCAAUACUACAUCCCGUGGAACUUUCACGAAGUUUUCGAGGGACAGUACAACUUUGUCGGUAAUCGCAAUUUCACCGAAUUCUCUCGAUUGGCCUGGCAACAACAUGGGAUGUACACAAUUUUACGAGUCGGUCCCUACGUUUGCGGAGAAUGGGAAAACGGUGGUUUCCCGGCAUAUGUUACUGAUGGAAAUCUGACGCUUCGCUCUUCAGAUGAACGCUACUUGUUCUAUGUGAAGAAAUGGUUCGAUGUCUUGUUGCCAAAGAUCAAACCGAUGCUGUACAAUAAUGGAGGUCCAAUUUUAAUGGUGCAAAUCGAGAACGAAUUCGGCUGGACGGGACCAGAAUGUGACAAAAAGUACAUGAAAUGGUUACGAGAUCUUGCCUUGAAGCAUUUAGGAAAGGAUACUGUACUCUUUACAACCGAUCCGCUCGUCCAUGUAAAAUGUGGAAUGAUCCAUGGAGUGUUACCGACAAUCGACUUUGGUGCCUUCAAGAAUCGAUCAGAGAUUCAGCAGCAAGUUCUCCAGCUUCAGCAGCUCCUCCCCGGUGGAAAAGGUCCACUCGUGAAUUCCGAGUACUACACAGGAUGGAUCAUGUAUUGGAAGGAAACCGAGAAUCAAAUGAGACAAGAAAUUCCAUCCGAAGAUGAAGUUGUUGAUGGAAUCAAAUCAAUGAAAUUGAUGAAAAUGAAUUUCAAUCUUUACAUGGCUUUUGGUGGAACGAAUUUUGGAUAUUGGAAUGGAGGGAACAAGGAUAAACCGGUGUUGACCUCGUACGACUACGGUGCCCCAUAUGCGGAGGAUGGUUCCACUCGACCUUUGGCCAACAAAAUUGAGCAAGCGAUUCGCGAAGGAGAUAAUGAUUAUUAUGAUAAACACCCAGAAUUUUUGAAAACAAUUCGAAAUAGUCGGAAUGGAGAUUUAACAUUUGGCAAUUUGACGAUCGAUGUUCAACAAAUGGCCACCAUGAUUGGACUUGUAGCGUCAAACCCCAACAAAUGCAAUGGGAAAACGUUUGCCGAUUGCAAACAUCCCUAUGGAUUGAUGUGCUACGAGAUAAAAGAUGACGGACUCGUCUUUGAAGGUUAUGUUUACAAGUAUGAGUCUGGGAUCACCUGUGUCGAGAACUACGGUCGACUCAAUUCAGGGGUCAACUCGAAAUGGGGUUUGAUCAAUGGAACGGCGAAAGCGGCUUGGGUUAUCGAUGAUCCACUAAUUUUAUCAAUUGGAAGAAACGGAGGGAAACGAUUUGGAAGGUCUGGCGCUGGUGUCUAUCGCGGAACUUUCUCGCGAACUCCUCAACAAAUUGCCUCCAAUUUGGGUACUCACAUCUCAUUCGUCAACUGGGGCAAAGGAUUUCUUUUCGUCAAUGGCAAGAAUAUGGGACGAUAUUGGAGUCUCGGGCCACAACUUUCCCUGUACGUGGACGCGUAUUUCCUGAAAAGCGAUGGGGAAAACGAGGUGAUCUUCUUGGAGCUGAAAGAUGUGAAUCGCGGUUGCGAGGGUGACACUUGCUAUUUGAUCACCUCGGAGUCAGCCAUCUGGACGUUUGGCCCUAGGUUC
Mesorhabditis belari is the source of this 1812-nucleotide messenger RNA. The record is from the annotation of a GenBank genome assembly. Lineage: Eukaryota; Metazoa; Nematoda; Chromadorea; Rhabditida; Rhabditidae.